Molecule: messenger RNA, 3741 nt
Organism: Hypoxylon fragiforme
Lineage: Eukaryota; Fungi; Ascomycota; Sordariomycetes; Xylariales; Hypoxylaceae
Product: peptidase family M1-domain-containing protein
Exons: 5
Coding region: 509-3466 (985 amino acids)
Biological process (GO): peptide catabolic process; proteolysis
Cellular component (GO): cytoplasm
Molecular function (GO): metalloaminopeptidase activity; zinc ion binding; peptide binding
Source: RefSeq, a predicted model, not a curated record
UACACCGCCUGCCAUCUGUGGCGUCCCUUUUCUUUUUUUCCUACAUGUAGAUCAUCCAGACUUUUUUUUUCUUAUCCUUCUCCCGUGCCGAGACCUCAGUACAUUCAUGCCCGCACAAUUGAGUACCUUGAAGGCCAAGAUAUGUGAAGGAAAAGACUCACACAUACACACAUACACACAAUUUUACCAAGACUUGUUGGUCUGGGGAAAACUCUGAUCUGUCUUCUUAGUACAUACCUAAUCCAACAACUCACGAAUAGGGAAUCUCCGUCACGCCCCUCCUUAUCUUUUCUGUGCUGUACAUACCACAUACUAGGUACAUACCUACAUACCUACCUAGUACGGUUAUCUGGGGUACCCCUCUAUCCCCUCCAUUCUACUAACCUAGGUGUUGUACAGUACUAUUGUGUCCAUUGUAUUGCCGCUUUUCUACUUCCAGGUCCCCUUUUUGUUUAAUAUAUGACAAUUGCAUUGUAUUAUAUCAUACCCUCUCACUCCUUUGUAUCAUAUGUCUUUAAGUGCCGCUUGUCGUGUCGAGUUCCUUCCUCGAAUCUCAACAACACUAAGACGAGUUCGACCAAGCCUUAACACUCCCCUUCCAACCGUUUCUCAGUGGAGACAUAAUCACAUCUGGCGCAGUCCUGUGUAUAGCUCUCCACCUUCUUACAGAUCUAGCCCACCUAUCACGAAUCACCCCUCUUACAACAACAUCUUCUCACGAGCCUCUCCUUUUGAGAAGACUCGAAUUACUGCUCUCACAAAACCCUUCAUUCGAUACUGCUCUUACCGGAGACACAAUAUGUGUAGACUUGCUGGAGAUAUCGAUCAUACCGGAGGAGCCGCGCCAGACCCCACCCAGGGCCGUGAGCUUCUCCCAACCAACGUCAUCCCAAAGCAUUAUGAUGUGACUCUGGAACCUAACCUCGAGAAGUUUACCUUUGACGGAAAGGUUCUCAUCGAUUUUGACGUACAGGAGGAGUCCAAGUCUAUCUCCCUCCAUACUGUCGAGCUCGACAUCCACAGCGCCCAGAUUAAGUCUGGGGACGGUGUCUUUAGUGCUUCUUCUGCGGUUACAUACGACAAAAAUACGCAAGUUUCCAAGAUCGACCUCAGCAAUGCCAUCCCCAAGGGUAAGGCGCAGUUGGAGAUCAAGUUCAGUGGUCAGCUGAACGAUCAGAUGGCUGGGUUCUAUCGCUCCACCUACAAGAAACCUGAUGGUACAGAUGGUAUUUUGGCCACAACGCAGAUGGAGGCCAAUGACUGCCGCCGUGCCUUCCCUUGUUUCGACGAGCCAAUGCACAAGGCCAAAUUUACUAUCACCCUCAUUGCGGACAAGCACUUGACCUGUCUGAGCAACAUGGAUGUUGCGUCCGAGUCAGAAGUGCUGUCAGAGAUGAGUGGAACAACUAAAAAGGCCGUCAAGUUCAAUCCCACUCCCCUCAUGUCUACAUAUCUCGUUGCUUUCAUUAUUGGCGAGCUUAACUACAUCGAGACGAAAAAGUUCCGUGUACCAAUUCGAGUGUAUGCGCCUGCUAGUUCAAAUAUUGAGCAUGGCCAUUUCUCACUUGAUCUUGCAGCACGAACUCUAGAGUACUACGAGAAAAUCUUUGGUGCCAAAUUUCCGCUGCCCAAGAUGGAUAUGGUUGCUAUCCCCGACUUUGCAGCCGGAGCUAUGGAAAACUGGGGUCUCAUCACCUACCGUGUCGUCGAUUUGAUGCUAGAUGAAAAGGCCAGCGGUGCAGCUAUGAAAGAACGUGUGGCUGAGGUUGUACAGCACGAACUAGCGCAUCAAUGGUUCGGAAAUCUGGUUACCAUGGAAUGGUGGGAAGGUCUAUGGCUGAACGAGGGCUUCGCGACUCUAAUGAGUUGGCUAAGUUGCAAUCACUUUUACCCAGAAUGGAAAGUCUGGGAGAACUACGUUAGCGACAAUCUCCAGAGUGCGUUGGGGCUUGACUCUUUGAGAAGCAGUCAUCCCAUCGAGGUACCUGUCAAACGCGCCAGUGAGGUUGACCAGAUUUUCGACGCCAUCUCUUACUCCAAGGGUUCGUGCGUCCUUCGUAUGAUCUCGACAUACCUUGGUGAGGAAACAUUCUUAGAAGGUGUCCGAAAAUACAUCAAGAAGCACGCCUAUGGCAACACACAGACCAAUGAUCUGUGGGCAGCCCUAGAAGAGGCCAGUGGCAAGCCAGUUAGGGAGAUCAUGUCUAUAUGGACUAAGAACGUGGGCUUCCCCGUUGUCGUUGUCACGGAAAAUGAUAAAGAUGGCUCGAUUCACGUCAAACAGAAUCGAUUCUUAAGGACUGGGGACACGAAGCCCGAAGAGGACAAGGUUCUCUACCCGGUAUUCCUAGGUCUCCGAACAAAAGAUGGUGUGGACGAGUCCUUGACAUUGUCUAAGCGGGAAGAUGUGUUCAAGCUCAAGGAUAUUGACUUCUUCAAGUUGAAUGCAAACCACACUAGCAUUUAUAGAACUUGCUACAGCCCAGAACGUCUGACGAAACUAGGCCAGUCCGCCAAGGAAGGUCUGUUAACAGUCGAGGAUCGUGCUGGCAUGAUAGCAGAUGCUGGUGCUCUUGCCGUGUCGGGAUAUCAAAAAACCUCUGGCGUGUUAAACCUUUUGAAAGGAUUUGACACAGAAGAGUCGUUCGUGGUAUGGAGCGAAAUCAUCGCCCGUGUUGCAACGGUUCAGUCAGCAUGGGUAUUUGAAGAUGCAGCCGUCAAGGGUGGUCUCGAAGCCUUCGUCAAGGAGCUCGUUAGCGAGAGAGCACACAAGCUGGGAUGGACUUUCACGGACAAAGAUGGUCACGUUGAGCAGCAAUUCAAGGCCAUGCUAUUCGGUGCCGCUGGUAUGGCCGGUGACGAGAAGAUCAUUGCCGCUGCUAAAGAGAUGUUUAACAAGUAUAUGGCUGGUGAUAGGUCGGCUAUCCACCCCAACAUUCGGGGCAGCGUCUUCAGCAUGGCCCUCAAAUAUGGUGGGAAAGAAGAAUAUGAUGCUGUUUUAAACUUCUUCCGUACGUCUACUAAUGGCGAUGAGCGCAAUACCGCCCUUCGAUGCAUUGGUCGAUCCAAGGAGCCGGCUCUGAUCCAGCAGACACUUGAUCUGGUCCUCAGCGGUGAGGUCAAGAGCCAAGAUAUAUAUCUUCCGGCAAGUGGCCUCAGGAGCCACGCGGAGGGAAUUGAGGCACUAUUUACCUGGUUAACCGAGAAGUGGCCUGAAAUCUACAAACGCCUCAGCGGAAACCCGCCUAUCCUAGGUUCUAUGGUCACUAUCUGUACAUCCAGCUUCGCAAAGCAGGAACAGCUUACGAGAGUUGAGGAGUUCUUCAAGGAUAUAGACACCAAGACAUUCGCCCAACCCCUUGCCCAAAACAAGGACGCCAUCCGUAGCAAGAUCGCGUGGUUAGAACGUGAUCGGGAUGACGUGGCGACUUGGGUGAAAGAAAACGGGUACAGCAAGAGCUCUUGAUUGAUAGUGGAUCAUGAGGUCCUCUAAUGAUCUAACAGAGGUCUAAAAGAGAUCUAAGAAACAUCCACACAGGGCAUGAAUAGAGAAAAGCUCAAUAGAUACCCUUAGAAAAAAGCAUAUAGAGAUAAUCGAUGAUUAUACGAGAGCAAAGAUUUGUAUUGCCCAACUAGGUAUUGAUAUUCCGUUGUGGAAGCCAACAUGAAGUUACCUAGGUUAACCUGCUUAUUUGUUUAGUAAAUCUUGAGUACAUAAUCAUAUAGCCUUAUAGAAAAUGC